This is a messenger RNA of Micropterus dolomieu (smallmouth bass), 6724 nucleotides long. It is a transcript of the gene ece2b, whose product is annotated as endothelin converting enzyme 2b. The coding region runs from base 16 to 2754 and encodes 912 amino acids. The transcript is spliced from 22 exons. Gene Ontology annotation, molecular function: metalloendopeptidase activity. Lineage: Eukaryota; Metazoa; Chordata; Actinopteri; Centrarchiformes; Centrarchidae. The record is from RefSeq and is a predicted model, not a curated record. Gene Ontology annotation, cellular component: plasma membrane. Gene Ontology annotation, biological process: protein processing.
ACCCCCCCCCCCUACAUGUGGUGGUCUGUCUGUUGUUCGGUUCAUCGGUGGCUGUUUCCUGGAUUUUGUGUUACUGCUGGACUGCCUGAUCAUUCACCAUCUCACCAAUGCUGUCGCGGUGUGGGGAUGUGUGGUGAUUUGCUGUUGGACACGCAGGAGAACAUGUUGGUCACAAACAUUACCAGGUUCGGGAGCGGGGCCACGCCUCAACCGCACCUCAAGGCUACAUUUACCGCUCCGCUCAGCCUGCCCCGCUUGUUUCCCCCGCUUCCCUGCCUCUUCAUCCCUUCCUGUUCAAUCAGGGCACAGGGAUCCCCAGUGCGUUACAGACUGAAGCCAAUGGGUCCUGACCACCAGUCCAUAUGUGACAAGUUGGGGAGGGAGAACGGGUUGACAAAUCAGGCUUCAGCCGGUAACCCAGAGUCUGAUUCUGAAACACAGGCAGAACAACCAGAACCAGGUCACAACCCAGACUGGAUCCAGAGUUUCAGAGCGAUGUCCAGCUAUAAGAGAGCUACGUUGGAGGAGGACGAAGUGUCGGACGCUCCGGCUGAGGCAGCCUCGUCUCCUGACAGAGUGGAGGUGGGUUUCAGGAAGGGAGGCGUGGAUAUUCUGGGCAGGAGGACUCAGCUGGAGGUUCUGCUGUCGGUCCUGCUGCUGGCUGCCCUGCUGGCUCUGCUGGCCUGUCUGCUGGUGCUGGGUCUAGGAUUCAGCUCAGACAGUGGGCGUGGCCUGUGCCUGUCGGAGGCGUGUGUCACUGUGGCGAGUCAGAUGGUGGAAGCGAUGGACCGCAGCGUCGACCCGUGCCACGACUUCUACCAGUUCGCCUGUGGAGGCUGGAUAAGGAAAAACCCGCUGCCUGACGGACGAUCUCGCUGGUCCACGUUCAACAGCAUCUGGGAGCAGAACCAGGCACUGCUGAAACACCUGCUGGAGAACGGGACUUUUAACAGCAGCAGCGAGGCGGAGAGGAAGACUCAGUCCUACUACCUGUCCUGUCUCAACACGCAGAGGAUCGAGGAGCUGGGAGCUCAGCCUCUAGUGGACCUCAUCGCAAAGAUCGGGGGCUGGAACAUGACGGGUCCCUGGGAGAAGGAGAACUUCAUGGAGGUUCUGAAGGUGGUUUCUGGUCCAUACAGAGCUCAGCCUUUCUUCAGUGUCGGAGUCAGCGCUGAUCCUAAAAACUCCAAUAGCAACGUCAUCCAGGUGGACCAAUCAGGGCUCUUCCUGCCGUCCAGGGACUAUUACCUCAACAAGACAGCCAAUGAGAAGGUGCUGGUUGCGUACCUGGACUACAUGGUGGAGCUGGGGAUGCUGCUGGGGGGGGAGAAGAGCUCCACUCAGCUUCAGAUGCAGCAGAUUCUGGAGUUUGAGACGGCGCUUGCCAACAUCACUGUCCCACAGGACCAACGGCGGGACGAGGAGAAGAACUACCACAAAGUCACCAUCGCUGAAUUACAGCUGCUGGCUCCGGCCGUGGACUGGUUGGACUACCUGUCGUCCUCUCUGUCUCCCCUGGAGCUGAACGACACUGAACCCGUCGUCCUGUACGGCAGAGAGUACCUGCAGCAGGUGUCUGAACUCAUCAACAAGACCGACCGCAGUCUGUUGAAUAACUACAUGAUGUGGACGUUGGUUCAGAAGAGCGUGGCCAGUUUGGAUCAACGCUUCGAGAACGCUCAGGACAAACUGCUGGAGAGUCUCUACGGGACCAAGAAGUCCUGCACCCCCCGCUGGCAGACUUGUAUCGGGAACACUGACGACACUCUGGGCUUCGCUCUGGGAGCGCUGUUCGUCAAGGCGACCUUUGACAAACACAGCAAAGAGAUCGCUGAGGAGAUGAUUAACGAGAUCCGCUCAGCGUUUAAAGAAGCUCUGGACCGACUUGGCUGGAUGGACGACCACACGAGACAGGCUGCUAAAGACAAGGCAGAUGCGAUCUACGAUAUGAUCGGUUUCCCAGAAUUCAUCCUGGACCCCAAAGAGCUGGACGACGUUUAUGACGGGUAUGAGGUGUCAGACGACAGCUUCUUCCAGAACAUGCUGAACUUCUACAACUUCUCAUCCCGCGUGAUGGCCGACCAGCUGAGGAAGACGCCCAACAAAGACCAGUGGAGCAUGACUCCUCCUACAGUUAAUGCCUACUACAUGCCCACUAAGAACGGCAUCGUCUUCCCUGCUGGGAUCCUACAAGCUCCUUUCUACGCCCGCGACCACCCCAAGGCGUUGAACUUUGGUGGGAUCGGGGUGGUGAUGGGUCACGAGCUCACACACGCCUUCGACGAUCAAGGUCGUGAGUACGACAAAGAAGGAAACUUGAGGCCGUGGUGGCAGAACUCGUCUGUGGACGCGUUUCGUGAGAGAACGGAGUGUAUGGUGGAUCAGUACAACAGCUACCUUGUCAACGGAGAGCACGUCAAUGGGAAACAGACGCUCGGAGAAAACAUCGCCGACAACGGAGGACUGAAGGCUGCGUACCAUGCGUAUCGGUCGUGGGUGGAGAAGAGUGGAGAGGACAAAAGACUUCCUGCCGUCAACCUGACCAAUGAUCAGCUCUUCUUUGUGGGAUUCGCUCAGGUGUGGUGUUCAGUUCGAACACCAGAGAGCGCUCACGAGGGCCUGGUGACCGACCCCCACAGCCCGCCCCGAUACAGAGUCAUCGGCACGCUCGCCAACUCUCCGGACUUCAGCCGCCACUUCAACUGUCCUGCAGGGACGCCCAUGAACACCGGGAGACGCUGCGAGGUCUGGUAGACGGACUGAAGAGAGAGCGUAGGCUCAGGGGUGUUAAUUAGAUCCGUUAAUUAACAGGUCGGGUUAGUUAGGAAACUAACAGAUUGUUAACUGACAGGUGAGUUUCUUAAUUAGCGUGUCUUAAUUAGAGGAGUUUGGUUAUUCGGGGCGUUGCAGGUGUGAUCUUAAGUUUCAUGCCGUCAUUAUAAAUCUGUUCAUUAGAGACGAUCAGACUGACUUCCUGUCUGGAAACUAAACAGACUCAGUGGAGACGUGAAGGGACUGAUGAUGAUGAUGAUGGUAGUGAUGAAGCCACAUGGGACGAUGUUGCUGAUUUCUGCUUUAUCACCGCUAUUGAUUAUUAUUAUUAAUGGAAUUUGGUUCGCACGUGUGUGUGUGUGUGUGCGUGUGCGUGUGCGCUGUCUGUCGUAUGAAAGAGCUCUGUAACUCUCUCCCUCUGAUGACAUCACUGUGAUGACCUCAUACAAAGUUGACCUAUUAUCAAUAUAGAUCAGUCGCAGCCGUGUGUGUGUACAGAUCGAUCAGAGUGAUCAGGGGAAGCUGUCGUCUGAUAAAUUCAAGUAAAGAACCUUUUUAAAUUCCGAGGUUACAUCAACAUUAUAAUGGAUCAAUAAAUUAAUGGAUUAUGGUAUAUUUAAGGGUUUUAAUGGGUUAUUUGCAUGGUUUGGGGUUAUUUUAUGGAAUAAAAACACCUUAAAAUUGACCAGAUUGCUUCAUAAUAAAAAAUAAAAGGCCGUUCUGAGGUAUUAAUUAAAAAUUUCAUUUUAUUUGGUACAUUUUAAGUUGGGGUUUUUUUCAGAUCACCUAAUCAACAAUCCAUUAAUUCAUCCAAUAACCACUUAAAUUUGUCAUUGAAAUACAUUAAUGAGUUAAUUAACAGUUUUAUGGUUAAAUAUGAAGGGAUUUUGUUUCUCCUUCAUUUGUACCUUAAAAGGACCUUAAGUUUUAAUUUUAGGUGCAAAUUGAAGGCUUCACUCCAUAUUUUGGGUUAAUUAAUCGUUAAACUUUUACCUUAGCUGAUUAAUUAAUUAAGGCCAUUUUAAGGUGAGUUAAGAAUGUGUGUAAAAAUACCUUUUAAUAUAUUACAAACCAUUAAUUUAUAUCUGUUAAUAAUCAUCUAGAAUCCAUUAGAUACCUUAAUUAAAUUAUCUUAUUUCUACACAUGAAGGGAUUUCAGCCUCACAGUGUUAACCGUUGUCGUUCUGUACACUUUAAACCACUCCACAUGUCAACACCCUGUAACCACUGACCACCGAUACAGAGCCUCACAUCCAGAAAAACUUCAAGAGUGGGAAGAAGGAAAAAACAAGCGCCUUAAAAAUUAGAUUUUAUUAUAAAACAGACUUUGGAUUAUUGCCUUAAAAUUUAAACGAACGCCUUAAAAAGUCAAAUGAUCGGCUGUUUGUUGACCCCUCAGGUCAAAUCAAUCAGUCUUAAUUUAACAGUGGCAAGUCACAGACAGGUCUCACGCUCCAUGAUAUGACAGCUGUGGGGCGUUCAGGCACUAAAACAAGCGUUUUCUUGUUGUCAUUUUAUCUUUUAUCAAAGUUUUACUUUUAGCAGUUUGAUAAACACAGAGCCUGAACAAGACACGACUCCCUUAUUGUCCAACACAUUCUCCCUCCCAAGUCGUCACAUAUGGACGCAUGUUCAAGAGUUCAGUUUGUAGGGAAGACCUGUAGUGUUGUAUUCAAGGUAGGUGUUGGGUAUUUAAUAAUAAAAGCCGAGUAAGGAGGUGGUGUGCUAGAAACUUUCGACCAGGAGACCAGCGUUUCCCGUGUGAGACAAAAAGUCAACGUUGAAUGUUUUUAUUUAAGUUACAUACGUAGGUUACAUAAGUUGAGUAAGCGACGCUACUUAACUUACGUAAGUUAAAUGACACGAAACAUGAUCUUUUCCUGAACGUACGUUUGUUUAUUAAACCUAAACAAAUUGCGACCUUUCACAACUUUAACACAUACUUUUAUUUUGAAAGUCUAACAGGACAUUGCAUAUGUAUUCUUAAAAUGCGAGGGACCUGAACAAGCGUCCAUAUGUGACGAGUUGGGAAUCAGAACGUGUUAAAUUUUCAGAGCUUCGAGAGAAGACAACUGGACCUUUUAAUAAAAACGUUACACCAACUCGUUCUCACUCCCGACUCGUCACACAUGGACGCUUUUUAACGACCUGGGUACCCUUUAUGGUGUACUCACUCUAGCUGGUCCGUACCGUGCCCGAGCACGUUUAAGACUAGUUCAUUUGACCAUUGUGGCCGCUCGUACUUAAAAAGGUGGGCUCAGGCACAGUUAACUGUGAUUUAUACGUCGAAUCAAUGGCGUAGCCUCUGCGUAGCCCGAUACCCUACGGCGUCGCCAGACGUGCACCACCUCAAAAAUGUAACCACACGUUGUGGCGACGCGGACCGUAAGAACUGUGAUUGGUCGGAUGGGUAGCCUCUCAAUGCCUCAGAGCCGACAGGAAGUGCUUUGAGGAAAAUUUUUCUAGCGGCCAAUCCAGCGGCUGUAACGCGGUGCAUCAGUAUAUUUGACCGUCACAACCCGAGCGAAAUGACUCGUUUCAUUAUCAAAAUGCGAUCCUUUACAUUUGAAAAGUCUAUAACAGCCGCACGUAUACAAUUUUACCCCCGUUCACGUUAGCAGAGGGCUAAAGAGUUAGCCUUCUCCGCCGCCAAAAGUCAACACAGUGGACGCUGUAGCGCUACCGCCAACUAGUGUUUGGCAGUGUAAUUGUGUCGUUUUUGUACGUGUGGGGCUCUGCGGUAAAGUUAGCAACAGUAAAGUUAGCAACAGUAAAUCAGCAACGUCUACUUAGACUUUCAACAUAAAACUAGAGGUUUCUGUUGUGAAACGUCCCAAUUUGGUUAUGUUUAGUCACCAACACUAGUUUAGGUUUAAGAAAAGAUCCUGGUUUGGGUGAAAGUUACUACGAAUGUUAAGUGACGUAACUCGUUGUUUCACACGGGAAACGAACAUCGGUCUCCUGGUUGAAAGUCCGAUUUCUGACCAACCAUCCAGCCCAACCACCUCCUUACUCGGACUUCCCUGUUGGAUAUCAUGCACCUACCUUUGGCGUUCAUAAGUGACGCUACACGGCCCUACAAACAGACGCCACCGAGUCUUGACCAUGUGUCCAUAUGUGACAAGUUUGGAUUGAGAACGUGUUUGAGAAACAUGAUGAUUAUAUCAAAGAAAUAAAGUGUUUUAACAUAUAAAUAUUGAGUAAAUAUGAAGUGUUAGAAGAGUUUCCAUCACAGAUUAAAUCAAAGAAACAUUAGUUUAGUUUAAAGACACGUUACCUCAACUUCAUUACCCACAAUCCCUUAGUGUGACGGACCGGCUCAGCGUAGGUACCUGACUCUGACAGCAGGUGGAGCCGCUCACCUGGACUCAAUCACCUGAAACACAAACUGAAUAUUCAGAUAUUAAAAGUCGGCUUCUCACAACACUACGCUCAGUGUGAUGUCACUGCGUGUGUGUGUUUGCUUCGCCUCCUGAUGACAUCACCGUCCAAUCCCGUGCAGCUCCUGUGCGUGCAGUGUUUAGUUCAGCAGAAGAAGAAGCUGCUUCCUGCCAAAGACCGUUUCUGUUUUCUGUGUGUGUGUGUGAUGCUCGUCUAGCUUUGUGAGGACCGGGUUCAGUUUUAACCCGUCUUUGUGAGGACACCAGGACCUCAAAGGCCCGUUUAAAGGUUCUGUUAGAACCAGGUUCAGGUUGUGGUGAGCGUCACCGAGGGUCCUCACAAGUAUAGAAGUGUACGUGUGUGUAAUACUGUGUGUGUACAGUAGACGACAGUAGAUCUGAUGUAGAAUAAACACAGCUUGUUGAAAACUGUCUUGUGUCCUGUAGGGGGUGGGGGGCUCUGCUCGUCCAAUCAGAGCGAGCGUUACUGACGAGGGCGCAGAUCUACAGAAAUAUAAUAAACACCGAACAUAAUAAAACUCACAGCUCCGCGCUGAUUAUAAAAACCAGAA